Boeremia exigua is the source of this 1071-nucleotide messenger RNA. RefSeq lists its product as uncharacterized. The transcript is spliced from 2 exons. Gene Ontology annotation, biological process: secondary metabolic process. Lineage: Eukaryota; Fungi; Ascomycota; Dothideomycetes; Pleosporales; Didymellaceae. The record is from RefSeq and is a predicted model, not a curated record. The coding region runs from base 1 to 1014 and encodes 337 amino acids.
AUGGCAUUCCUCCAGCCAAUUCUUGCCUCAAACGCACUUAUCGAGUCGAAAGAUGUGCCAAAGAUAGCUGUAUUCGUGGGAGCUACCGAUGGUAUUGGCAAAGCUACGCUGAAAGCUCUUGUUCUCAAGAGGUCUCCAAUCAAGAUCUACGUGGUGGGCCGCAACGAAGCCUCACACCGACCCAUGCUGGAAGAUCUCACCAAAUCCAACCCCUUCGCAACAAUCGUCUUCCUCGAAGGUCAGAUAUCGCUAGUGGCUGAAGCACAGCGCCUUGCUAGCCUGAUUGCCGCCCAGGAAGACAGCGUGGAUCUGCUCUUCAUGUCAUCUGGCUAUCUGCCGUUCACGGGACCUCAAGCGACAUCUGAAGGCCUCGAGACCUCCCUCGUAGUAUCGUACUACAGCCACAUAGCCUUCACCCUGCGGCUCCUUCCCCAGCUGCGCCGAGCCAGCGCAACAAAGCCUGCGCGCGUUGUGAACAUUCUGGCUGCCGGACAGGAGUCGACCGAUCUGCUUCUCAACGACCUGGGCCUCAACGAUCCCGGAAACUUCAGUGUGCCUGCCUACGCCAGACAUGCCGCCACUUUUGUGACCGUGACGCUGAAGCGCAUCGCCGAGGACAAGGACAACAGCGGGAUUGUCUUCAUCCACGCACAUCCGGGCGUAGUCAGCACCGAUCUGUUCAUGAAGAGCUGGGCCGGCAAAUUCGACCCUGCUUCUCCCUCCCCGAUGCCUGCGAGGAACUUCGCGAAGUAUACGCCUGAGGAAGCGGGUGAGCGCAGUCUGUAUCUGGCCACGAGCGCAGAGUACGGUGGCGAGGGUGUUGCGGUGCAGAACGGAAGGCAGAGUGCUGAGACUGUAGAACAUGGGAGCAAAGGCGCGCUUUUCUGUGUCGACGAUAAGCUGGUGUUUCUUCAGCCGGAUACGCUACUCAAUGAACUGCAGGGGUCGGGUGCGCAGGAGGCGAUCUGGAAACAUACUGUGCAGAUUCUAGAAGCUCAUGCAGGCGCAGAGUAAGGUAUGGUCUGUUUAUGCAGACCUUGGUCUUUUGUGGCACAUUAUGGAAGAAUGGGG